Messenger RNA from Cladophialophora carrionii CBS 160.54, 1002 nucleotides. RefSeq lists its product as uncharacterized. NCBI's taxonomy places the organism in Eukaryota, Fungi, Ascomycota, Eurotiomycetes, Chaetothyriales, Herpotrichiellaceae. The transcript is spliced from 3 exons. Bases 1 to 1002 code for a protein of 333 amino acids. The record is from RefSeq and is a predicted model, not a curated record.
AUGGUGCUCAAGCUUUCCUUUGCAUGUUGGGACUACGAUCGCAUGAAAGCUAUUGAAGAUGGCAGAGUCCGACCAGAGGGCAUUGAACUCACUUUUCUAAACUACCGGGUCGAAGAAACCUUCUUCCGCCAACUUCGGUUCCACGAAUUCGACCUUUCCGAGCUGUCCCUGUCUUCCUAUGUUCUCACCUUAAACCAGGACAAUCCGCCCUUUAUCGCGCUGCCGGUUUUCCCUUCCCGUUUCUUCCGCCACCAGUCCAUGUACAUCAACUCCAAAGCCGGCAUUAAAAGUCCCCAGGACCUGCGAGGCAAACGAAUCGGCACCCCGGAGUACCAAAUGACCGCAGCGGUCUGGCAACGGGGCAUCCUAGCCGAAGACUUUGGCGUCCCCCUGUCGAGCGUCCACUUCUACACCGGUGCCAUCGAACCUUCGGACAAGCCCCGGCAUUCAAAAGUCUCGCACAGCUACCCAGCUGACAUCAACGUGACCAAGAUCCAGCCCGGGCAGAACCUCUCGCAAAUGCUGGCUGAUGGCGAGCUUGACGCCAUUUUUAGCGCGACGAAACCCUCCUCGUUUGACACGUCCCCUGAAACGGUAACCCGAUUGUUUGACGAUUUCAAGGCCGUGGAAGCCGAGUACUACGCUCGCACCAAGAUCUUUCCAAUCAUGCACGUCGUGGCGCUGAAACGCAGCGUGUAUGACGCCAACCCGUGGAUCGCGAAGAGUCUGACCAAGGCAUUUGCCAAAAGUCUGGAGAUGGCGUAUGAGCCAUUGAAAGAGCGAGCGGCGUUGCGGUACAUUCUGCCGUGGUUGGAGGACCACGUCGAGGAGACGAGGAAGCUGAUGGGUGGCGAGGAUCGCUGGUGGAAGGACGGCUUCGAAGCGAAUAAACACGUGUUGGAGAAGUUCCUGCAGUAUUCCUUUGACCAGGGAUUAGCCAAGAGAAGGUUCAAACCCGAGGAGUUAUUCGCCCCGAGUACACUGGAGGACUUUGUGCUGUAA